AAACCUUAUACAGUGCCAGCGAAGAAGAAAGGUGAUGAAAUAAUAGAUGUGGAAUGGUUCCCCGGGGCAGAGCUGAACUAUGCGGAAAACAUACUUCGUUACAGAGAUGACACAGUUGCACUCAUAUGUGUAGAUGAGGACGGCCAAGAAGAGCGAGUGACCUUCGCCGAAAUGUAUGAGGAAGUAAAGCUGUAUGCAGCAGCCUUCAAAAAAGGUGGCCUUCAGAAGGGGGACAGAGUCGCCUGUUACAUGUCUAAUAGAAAAGAAGCUAUUUUUGCUAUGCUAGCAGCAACUAGUAUGGGUGCUUUGUUUGGUGGACCUUUACCUUUCUACGGAGCUAAGGUAACUUAA
This is a messenger RNA of Stegodyphus dumicola, 351 nucleotides long. Its product is annotated as acetoacetyl-CoA synthetase-like. Gene Ontology annotation, biological process: lipid metabolic process. Gene Ontology annotation, molecular function: acetoacetate-CoA ligase activity. The record is from RefSeq and is a predicted model, not a curated record. Lineage: Eukaryota; Metazoa; Arthropoda; Arachnida; Araneae; Eresidae.